CUUUCGACAGUUUUACUUUGUACAUAAAAAGGCAACUUUAUCAAUUCGGAUUUACGUUGUCAAGAAAUCACGCAGCCUUUCCCGUCAGUCAGAGUUUUGAUUUGUUAAUCCUUGUUUGGGCAUAACUAAAGAGUUUUGUUUAGCUAGCUAACGGUAGCAACUAAUCCAACUGCGAGUGCAGUGUUAUAAGUCAUCAUGUAUGCACAGACACGUUUACUUGGAUGAAACCCACCAACGCCCCCACCGAAAUGUACCCAAGGGCACAACAACAUUAAGUCAUGUCGGACUGACAACAGCACCGUGGCUCCGCCGGUCACAACAACAAGCAGAGCAGAGAGGGCAUCAAAAAGCUGCAGCUAGCCUCCAGGAGACCAACACCAGGUUCAUUUUCGACUCAGCCACCAAAUCCUGCAAAAAUGGGGCCAUUAUCAACAGCACCAUCACCCCCAACAUGACCUUCACCAAGACAUCGCAGAAGUUUGGUCAGUGGGCCGACAGCAGGGCCAACACUGUCUACGGCCUCGGCUUCUCAUCUGAGAGCCACCUGGUCAAGUUUGCAGAUAAGUUUGCUGAAUUCAAGGAGGCAGCACGGUUGGCUAAGGAGAGGUCUCAGGAGAAGAUGGAGCUCACCAGCACUCCCUCCCAGGAGUCGGCACCAGGCGAUCUACAGUCACCUUUGACCUCAGAGAGCAUCAACGGUACAGAUGACGAGAGAGUCACACCAGACACACCUCAAAACACUGAAGCUAGAGCAGAUCCUUCCCAGAAUGCACUGCCCUUCUCACACAGUUCAUCCAGCAUCAGUAAGCACUGGGAGGCGGAGCUUGCCGCACUUAAGGGGAACAAUGCCAAACUGACGGCGGCUCUGCUCGAGUCCACAGCCAACGUCAAACAGUGGAAACAGCAGCUGGCAGCCUAUCAGGAGGAAGCCGAGAGGCUGCACAAACGGGUGACUGAGUUGGAGUGUGUGAGCAGCCAAACAACAGUGAUCAAAUCUCAUAAGACUGAACUUAACCAUAUGAUAGAAGAGCUGGAGUUGGCUUUGAAGGCCAAAGAGGAGGAGUUAGAGAGACUUAAAGAAGAGGUGCAGAGUGCCAAUGAGUUUCGGUCUCAGAAAGACUCCCUUACACAGCAACUACAGGACUCGGAGUCGAGGAACCAGGUGCUGGAGGCCCAGCUGAGCGACCUGGAGCAGCGUCUGGAGAGCAUCCAGCUGGAGAGGGAAGCCUUUCACAAGAGCCUGCGCUCCCUGCUGGAGCUGCUGGACAGUAAGCUGUUCGAGCUGAACGAGCUGCGGGACACGCUGGCUAAGCUCAUCGAAGGUAGCUAGAGAGAGAGAGAGACAGUAGCCGGGAGAAAUCACCUGCACAUCGGCUCACACUCUCAUGGACACCUACAACAACUUGAAUUUUUUUUUUUCCCCUACAUGUAUACGAUACGCAUAAAACAAUAUGUUUACACACAACUUUAUGCAUCAAUCACAUACAUUUUUCUACAUCCUUGUCGUUUACAGCCAAGUGAAGAGGGCUUUGCUUGCGCCAUGCCUUCCCUCUGCGCCACUCAAGAUGAUUCUUGACUCUGACGACACAGAGUCUCUGGUUUCUUUCUUUUUUUUUUUUUUAUUGGAAUUUUUUUGUCUGUUUAAUUUUUGCUUUCUGCUCCGUCAUUUAUUAAGACUUUUGAGCUUUGCUUUGGUGCGUUUUGUUGUCGCCUGGAGCUGGCGAUUGUUCUCCAUCUCCUUUCUUCUUCCUCACUUUUUCAGCCACUUAAUGGUCAUUAUCAGCCAGAUGAACAGUUUCUAGCCAGAUGUGCAGGACUCCAGCUUUUUCUGCACUUGGAGAUUGAUCUUUUUUUUUUUUUAAAGUUUGAACCGUGGAGGGUGAUGAAGGGAUAAACUACCAUUGUUCCUCCUGUGACCUGCAAAACGGGCCGAGGACAACUACAUUAUGUCUUAUAUUCUUCUACAAUAUAUGAGCAAUACACAAAAGGAGCAUCGGAGGGUAAAUCAACACUUUUCCACUCUCACUUUCAGGUAACUUUACUCUUCUCUUGGACAGAUCACAAGCGAGGUGGGAUUUUAUUCACAAGUUUUCUUUCUAAACACCUUUUCUAAUGAGUACUACUAGAACAAAUGCAUAGUGCACUUGUGUGUGUGUGUGUGUGUGUGUGUGUGUGAAUCAGAUGAUCAUGUUUUCUUUCCCCUCUUGUUUCUGUUGUGACUUGAAGUCCUUUUUUUUGUUAAUUUAUUACUAAAGUAACUGAAGGUUGAUUUUGAGGAAAGUUGUACAAAAGCAAAGAUCUUUCUUUACGUCUUAUUUUCGGCCGGUACGUGGCUGUUGAGGUACUUUGUUUUUGGAAAAUAAUUUUUGAAAACAUAGCAGGAGACCAGAUUUGCAGAGAAUCUUUUUUCUUUUUCUUUUGCCAAAUGAUGUUUUCAUGUACAGAUUAGAAUUUAAGAUGAUGUUGCCUUUGGUACAAAGAUGCAUCAUUGGUAGCUAACUAGCGGUACUUUUGUUCUGGUGUGUGGGGUUUACUGUUGCCAAACAUUCAGUGACAUUAAGAGGACUACAGUGUGUACACCUGAACAAAAUUUAAGGGCUUGUUGUUGGUUUGGGUACAUUUGGGAAACUUGAAUGAUUUUAAAGGUGACUUGAUCAUCUUGAAAAUUCUGAAUACUGCAGCUUGAAAGGUUAAAACAUUUGAAUAAGACUUAAAUGUUGAUUAUACCACAUGCUUAAAGACACAAAGUUUAUAGUAAAACAAACGCAAAUUAAAAUCCU
This is a messenger RNA of Monopterus albus (swamp eel), 2780 nucleotides long. It is a transcript of the gene homer1, whose product is annotated as homer scaffold protein 1. Bases 200 to 1330 code for a protein of 376 amino acids. Gene Ontology annotation, biological process: G protein-coupled glutamate receptor signaling pathway. Lineage: Eukaryota; Metazoa; Chordata; Actinopteri; Synbranchiformes; Synbranchidae. The record is from RefSeq and is a predicted model, not a curated record. The transcript is spliced from 8 exons. Gene Ontology annotation, molecular function: G protein-coupled glutamate receptor binding.